Messenger RNA from Closterium sp. NIES-65, 4656 nucleotides. The record is from the annotation of a GenBank genome assembly. NCBI's taxonomy places the organism in Eukaryota, Viridiplantae, Streptophyta, Zygnematophyceae, Desmidiales, Closteriaceae.
AUGUUUAUGAAUACUGCAAUUAUCCCUCCACUACUCUGCAAGCAAGCAAGCAGGCAGACACGAGGAGUGUUUCCUUGUCACCUCUUCCCCUCCUUCCCAGUCCUCUUAAUCUUCUCCCCGUUCCUUGCAUCGCACUCCACCACUCAUUUCCUCUCAUGCCUGCCUGCCGUUCCCGCGCAAACUCCCCCCUUUAACGGCCGUGUUGCAGCGUUGUGUGUGGCGCGCAGCACCUCCCCUCCGCGCCACCGGGCAGCAGCAGCAGCGUCGCCCGCCUGCCAGCCUAUCACCCGUGGCAGUGCUCUCGGCCUCUUCCUGCGCUCGCUGCUGCUCUCCUUCCACCACCUGCCCUUCCAGCCUCUGUCCUUCGAUACUGUCACACACCGUAGAAGAACGACCCAUGAAGGCACGCGUGAGGGCAGCCUGGAAGCAGCAGAAAGGGGGAUGUGGGACGGUGGAGGGGCUGGGGCAGGGGCGGGGGCGAGGGUGGAAGAGGACAGGACAGCAUGGGAGGAGGAGUUUGAGCGGGAGGUGCUGGGGCGAGGGGGGAGAGGGGGAGGGCAGGGGGAUGAUGCUCUGAUGCCUUCUGGGGGGGAUGAUGGGGGCUUGUGGGGGGGAGGAGCUGGGAGAAGGAGCAGUGGAGGGAUGAUGGGGAAGGAGGGGCGGGAGAGUGGACGGGAAAGAGGGGGGCGGAAGCAGAGGGGAGGUGGCGGCAUGCAGAAGCAGUUUCUGCGGGAGGCAGGGCGGCUGGCGGAGUACCUUGAUGGGCGGAUAGAGGAGGCUAGCAGACGAGGGGCAGCAGCAGCGGGCCCAAGGACUGAGCAAGGACAGCAAGGAGAGGACAGCAAGGACAGCAGCCUCCCCUUUCGUCCAUUGUGCACAAUGGAUGAUGCACAUGUGGACGACCAGAGCGCACUGGCUCAUGCACAUGACCUGCCGCCAAAGGUGCAUCUAUGGCAGCAUCACGAGUCGCUCUCCUCGCGCCAUCUCUCCGACUCCCUCUCCUCACUGCACCGCUACUUUGACUACAGUGCGGGCAUGGCAGCGGUGGGCGGGCGGGCAGCAUCGGACUGGUGGGCGGGGCGGUUCCAGGCAGGGCUGCUGGUGGAGGGCGGCAUGCAUGCGCGAUACGGCCAUGUGCAGCACGCCAUGGGGGUAUGUGCAGCAUGGCAUGGGGUAUGUGCAGCACGCCAGGGGGGUAUGUGCAGCAUGCCAGGGGGGUACGUGUGUGUGGUCCAUGCAGCAUCAAACUGGUGGACAGGGCUGCUGGUGGAGGGGAGCAUGCAUGCACGAUACGGGCACGUGCAGCAUGGCAUGGGGGAGAGUGAUGACGUGUGCUUGGUGCACGCCCUCACAGCCAUCUGCCACCUCCUAUCACAGACUGCCACGUCAGACGCACCCCGCCAGCUGGCAGUGCUGGGAGCCCCCAGCUCGCUGCAGCAGCCAACACUGCUGGAGGGGGGAGUGUGGCGGGGUGGCGGGGUUAGCGGAGGGAAGAAGGGGCGGGUGAGAGGCGAGGGGAUGGUGGGGCGAGGGGAGGAGGCGCAUGGGGGCGUGGAUGGGGAGGGGGGAGGGGGGGCGGCAGUGGCGGGCGGCGUGCAGCAGCAGGUGUGUGCGCUGCUGCAGCGCUGCCUGGUGCGUGCCGCCCAGCUGAGACUGCCGCGCCUCGUCUUUUCCAUUCAGCUGCUGCUCACGCGCUACAGUGUCGAGCACGUAACGGACGGAAGAGCACUCCACGCCACCACCUCCCUCUCUCUUCCUUCCUCCGACGUCAACCCGUCCCCUCUCCUUGUCUGCCAAGUAAGCCACUCCCUCCUCUUCUCUCCUCGUCUGCCCUUGCUUCUCUCUGCUGCUCUUCUUGCAACUUUCCUGCGUGGUGCUGCCGAUUGCCCCGGCCGUGCUACUGAUACAUGCUUUGCAGCAAGCGAUUCACCGCCCAGUGCUGAUCUUGAGUCCCAUGCGUUGAGGCAGCUGUGCACUGCAGCAGGGAGGCAAGAACCACUCUCUCACUCACAUCCACUUUCCCCCGCUUCCCCCUACUCCCACCCCAUCCCGAUUCUCGUUUCUCUCCCACUGGCCAACCUCCCACUGCUGCUUCCCCUCUCCCUCCCCUUUCCCCCUCACUCAAGCUCCCCCUCCCCGCCCUUUCCCAUUCCCCCCCCUCCCCUCCCUUUUUCAUUCCCCCCCUUUCUCCUUCUGUCCGCGCUCUCCCCCCUCGCCUUGAGGCACCUCAAAACUAGUCUCCCAUUACACCCCACCUUCACUGCUGCUCCCCCGUCUCCCCUCUCCCCACUGCCCCCAGCACCUGCGUCUGGGCGCCCAUCUAUUCAACGAUGCCUGCACCUCCGCCAUCCUCCUACCCUCUGCGCUCUCCCCCCUCGCCUUCCCCCCUUCCGCGCCUCUCUCUCUCCCCUCCCUUCACCUAGCCUCCGCUUCUUCCUCCUCCGCAGUGGCAGCAGCAGCAGCAGCAGCCGCUCUCAACCUCUCCUCCAGCCUAGCCCUCUCAGCGCCUCUCUCCUCCGCCUCCACCGCCGCGGCUCUCUUCAGCUCCGGCCAGACCUUCGCCGGACCACAGCCUGCAGCCCCACCAUGGCCACUGCCAGCUCGGCACUUCAUCUGCUCUGCUACUCCGAUGCUGCCACUGCGGACGACCUAGCAGCAUCGGCAGUCAAGCUGCUGCGACACAGAGCUGCACACUCUGGUGCCGCAGCGGCCCUGCCUCUCCUGCGGCGCCUGCAGCAGCAUCCGCUGCUCUCCUCCUCGCCCACCCUCCGCAUUGCUGAGCUGGAGCUGACUCACGACCUCUGCCUUGCCACGGGGCGGACAUCCCAAGCACUGCACAUGUGCGCGCAGCUCGCAGCCAUUGCCACACGCCACGGCCUCUCACAUGGGGAUGAGCAGGGCGGGGGGCAGGGGGGCACGGAGGUGGAUUUGGAGUUGGAGGCAGCAUGCCAACACGUGCACACCCUCAUUGCUGCCUCGCGCUUUCCCCAGGCGGCAUCAGCAGCCAAGGCACUGUUCACAGCGUGCUGUCGCCACAAUCGCCAGCUGUACCACGCGCGCUGCCUGCUGCUCAUGGCGGAGCUGCACCUGAAAGCCGGGUCACCAGCGGCCGCCCUGCCACACGCCCUGGCAUGCGCGUCCCUGGCAGCCCGCCUGCACGCACUGCUGCUGCAAGCUACCGCCACCCUCACUGCCGCUGAGGCCACCCUCGCCCUGGCGCCUGCUGCCUGCGGCUCUGCUGCUGCGGGGGAUGGCGCUGCUGCUGGGGAUGGCGAGAGCAGCAGCGGGCGGGAGUGCGCAUUGCAAGCACUGUGGCUGCUUGAUGGGGUGUGCCUGCCGGUGCUGCUGGGGCAGUCAGGCCUCACCAUGCGCUGUCGCACCCUCAUGCUCAUUGCCCACUGCCACCUCGCCAUGCUUCAUUGUCCUGUUCCCCAUGUGCUAACCAUACAACCUCUGUCACCCACCACCCCUGCACCCACCACCCUUGCCACCACCACUGCAUGCAGCGGUGCCAGGCAGUGUGCCUGCAGUGCUGCCGCUGCUGGAGGAAGCAGCCAACGGCUUCCACACCAUGCAGGUCAGUGCCACCCACCCGGUCACUCCCACCCCGUCACUCCUACCCAGUCACCCACACCCCGUCCCUUCCACCCAGUCACUCACACCCCGUCAAUCAGUCGCACCCCGUCACUCACACCCCGUCACUCAGUCACACCCCGUCACUCACACCCCGUCACUCAGUCACACCCCGUCACUCACACCCCGUCACUCACUCACACCCCGUCACUCACACCCCGUCACUCACACCCCGUCACUCACACCCCGUCACUCACACCCCGUCACUCACACCCCAUCACUCACACCCCGUCACUCACACCCCGUCACUCACACCUCGUCACUCACACCCCGUCACUCACUCACACCCCGUCACUGACACCCCGUCACUCAGUCACACCCCGUCACUCACACCCCGUCACUCACACCCCGUCACUCACUCACACCCCGUCACUCACACCCCGUCACUCACACCCCGUCACUCACACCCCAUCACUCACACCCCGUCACUCACACCCCGUCACUCACACCCCGUCACUCAGUCACACCCCGUCACUCACACCCCGUCACUCACUCACACCCCGUCACUCACACCCCGUCACUCACUCACACCCCGUCACUCACACCCCGUCACUCACACCCCGCCACUCACUCACACCCCGUCACUCACACCCCGUCACUCACACCCCGUCACUCACACCCCGUCACUCACACCCCGUCACUCACACCCCGUCACUCACACCCCGUCACACACACCCCAUCACUCACACCCCGUCACUCACACCCCGUCACUCACACCCCGUCACUCACACCCCGUCACUCACACCCCGUCACUCACACCCCGUCACUCACACCCCGUCACUCACACCCAGUCACUCCCACCCCGUCACUCACACCCCGUCACUCACACCCCGUCACUCACACCCCGUCCGUCUCGGGCAGGAGCUUGCCCGGGAGAGGGACGCACGCCACCUGCAGGCAGUGCUGUGCCACUUGGCGGAGCAGCCAGCCCUCCGUGACACUGCCUCCCGCCGCUUCCUGGAAACUACCAGUGCUCUCAGCGCGAACGCUGCCUGCCAGAGCCCGCUGGAGCUGCUGCUGUGA